AUGGAGAUGAAGGAGGCCCGUCGCCUACUUGGAGUCGAGCUGGUAAGCUGCAACUCGAACAAUGGUCUUGUUGUUGUAAGAUGCCAGCUGCUGAUGGUAUGCUGCUGCUCGAACAAUGGUCUUCUUGCUAUGGUAAGACGUGAGCUGCUGCUGGUAAGUUGCAACUCGAACAAUGGCCUUCUUAUUGUAGCAAGAUGUGAGCUACUGUUAGUAAGCUGCAACUCGAACAAUGGCCUUCUUAUUGUAGCAAGAUGUGAGCUGUUGCUGGUAAGCUGCAACUCGAACAAUGACCUUUCCUCGUUCCUCUUCGAGCAUAUCAAGGUUGACUUUCAUCUGCUUGCAGUUUUGGUCAAGACUGCCCACCUCGAUGCUCAUGGAAGAGACUGUGAUGUGUGGGGGAAUGAUUGCUUAUGUUCCCAUAGGCCAGGGAAAAUGGUCUCUUCGAUUGAUCUCCUUUUGGUUGUGCGAUAA
Prunus armeniaca (apricot) is the source of this 471-nucleotide messenger RNA. Lineage: Eukaryota; Viridiplantae; Streptophyta; Magnoliopsida; Rosales; Rosaceae. The record is from the annotation of a GenBank genome assembly.